Messenger RNA from Branchiostoma floridae (Florida lancelet), 2919 nucleotides. Its product is annotated as cholinesterase 2. The transcript has 4 exons. Gene Ontology annotation, biological process: choline metabolic process; acetylcholine catabolic process. The record is from RefSeq and is a predicted model, not a curated record. Lineage: Eukaryota; Metazoa; Chordata; Leptocardii; Amphioxiformes; Branchiostomatidae. The coding region runs from base 383 to 2191 and encodes 602 amino acids. Gene Ontology annotation, cellular component: plasma membrane. Gene Ontology annotation, molecular function: acetylcholinesterase activity.
GCAUCCUCAUUUGUCAGUGGGUAUCAAGGAGAUUAUACAGAGCGUUUUCAGCUAAACCGUCCACCAUCAAAGUGUCUGGGUUUAAAAGAGAAAACGUCAUCGUUUGUUUUCUUGUGAUCAGCAUCAUUUGAUCCACAGCCGGGGGGGAGGCGGUACGGUAUUAGGUAUAUCACGACAAAUGGGACGUCACGGAUAGAGGCUAUCGGGUGUGAAAUAUUGACAAGAAAAACUGGCGGGCUUACGUCCUCCUUUCACACAUGCUCACAGAACGUCAGAGGACGGCGUAGAGAAGCGGGCGCGUGUUAGUACCCUCCGCUGACAAAAGUGCAGUGUCGUGUCUGAAAACGUCUCAUUGUAGACUGUUGUGGAUAAUGCAGCUGAGAUGGCAGCAAUACGGGAGUACUGGUUCUUCGUUCUGUUGGUAAACCUGACGGCUCAUACAUGGACCGCAGUGGCACAGACAACCAACGGCCCCAUAGUCACAACACUGCAGGGUAGACUACAGGGGAAGGUACUGGAUGUCGGGGGGAGGACCGUCAACGCCUUCCUCGGGAUUCCCUACGGGGCACCUCCCGUGGGGCCUCGAAGAUUCAAGCCGCCCAUCGCGGCGGAGCCGUGGAACGGCAUCUACAAUGCAUCGUCGUAUCCAAACACCUGCAUGCAACUCCCGGAUACCACGUUUCCAGGAUAUAAGGGAGCGGAGAUGUGGAAUCCGAACACUCCGGUGAGCGAGGACUGCCUGUACCUGAACGUGUGGCAGCCGUCACCAGUCCCAGUAGGUGCCACGGUCAUGGUGUGGAUCUACGGAGGGGGCUUCAUGUCGGGAACGUCGUCUUUGGAUGUGUACGACGGAAGGUACCUCGCCGCCACGCAGGGCGUCAUCGUAGCCUCCAUGAACUAUAGAACGGGGGCGAUGGGAUUUCUGUCGCUGGGGAACUCUGAAGCACCCGGUAACGUGGGACUCAUGGACCAGAACCUGGCUCUCACGUGGAUCAAAGAAAACGUCGCAUCCUUCGGGGGCGCCCCGAACAAAGUGAGCAUAUUCGGGGAAAGUGCGGGUGCGGCUAGUGUGAGCUACCACCUGUUGUCGCCCAUGAGUAAAAACUUGUUUCAGAGAGCUAUUAUGGAGAGCGCGUCGGCGUUGUCUCCCUGGGCACUGCUCUCGGACACAGAGGCAUACAGACGAGGGAUUGAGCUCGCCAAGGCCGUGGGUUGCUCCACGGACUCAGACUUAGAAGAAACCAUCGAGUGCAUGAGAGGAGUUCCCGCGCAAACCAUCAGCGAUAACGAAUGGGUCGUAUGGGGUCUUUGCCAGUUCCCGUUUGCCCCCAUUGUGGACGGAAACUUCAUCAGAGAGCAUCCGACACAAUCACUUCAAACUGGCAACCUCAAACAAACGGAUGUCAUGGUCGGGUUCAAUAACGACGAGGGGGUGUACUUCUUACUGUACGGAGCCCCUGGCUUUAGCAAAGACACGCGGAGUCUCAUCACACGUGAACAGUACCUUGAAGGCAUCAAGAUGUCGGUGAUCGGUAUAAACGAUAUUUCAGUGGACGCUCUAUCUUUCCAAUACAUAGACUGGGUCAACUUUGACCAACCCUCCAUGUACCGGGACGCUAUAGACGACCUUUCGGGGGACUACAACUUUAUCUGCCCGGCUUUGUCGUUCGGAAAAGCGAUGGCGUCCCUGGGAAGAAAGACAUACCAGUACAAGUUUGUUCACCAGGCUUCCAACCUCCCGUGGCCCAAGUGGACUGGUGUUAUGCACGGCUACGAAUGCGAGUUCGUGUUCGGGCUUCCGACCGACCAGAAGAACAACUACACGCAAGAAGAGGCGGUGUUUGCCACGGAGAUUAUGACGUAUUGGGCUAAUUUUGCAAAGACAGGUAAUCCUAACAAACAGACCCUGGAAGACCCUGCGCCGGACGUAUGGCGACCGUACACAGACGAGGGACAGGAGUAUCUCAUCCUGGAUGUAGGGGGGAACCGGAUGGCCAAUGGCCCAAGGUCAAAGUCCUGUGCAUUCUGGGACAACUAUCUGUGGGAGCUUGACAGGAAAACUGAUGACCUGAUGGAACAAGCCCAAUCCUGUUCCAACGGAGCCGAAAUUCCACGAGCUUCUACCUGUACAGCCAUAUUCAGCACCGCCAUCUUGCUAUUAUUACUCAACAGCGCCACCACGUUGCUGUGAGGGAACUGCAUGAUGAACAUUGUAAAUAAAGAACCGAUAAAGAAAAAGCAACACAUUCUUCUUGUUAGAAAGCUAAUGACAAAUCCGGCAAGGAUGAUUUCUAGAAACAUUUGGCAAAGGCAGUAAAGUUAGAAUGACAUAGAUUUCGGUACAAGAUUGUUAGAGGUGUUUUAUUUUGAAGAUAUGUCAGUGCUAAAUUUAGAACAUCAAGUCAAAUUUACAGCUUUUGGGGCCAAUUCACAAGAUUUUCAUAGUAUUGGUGUAACAGGAUAAAGAUGUUUUAGUUGCCUCUUUUGUAGUCAUAAUGAUGAAACAUUGUUUAUUAAAAUUAACAUAGAUGCUAUGAAUAUAGAGACAGAUUAAAUUAAGAGAUUGAUGGAUAUGAAGAAAUUACAAACUAGUGAAAGUGCAAGGUUUAAAAAACAUCGCAUUAACUUGACAGCCCUUUUUGUAGAAAAAAAAUCAUUUACCUGCUUGCCUAAACUAAGAUAAAGACUGAUUCUACUAUUCUACAGAGACGUAAAUAUUUACAGUCAAUAACAUCACUUCACUGCCAACCAUAAUUGUUUACUACAACAGUAACAUCUUUACUAGGAUUUGUAGUACAUGUAUUACUUGAAACCUGACUACCUUGUGUUAUACGAAGAUAAUGUACGAUAUUUAUAUCUUAACAUGAAAUGUAUGGAAUCCGAUGUGAUAUAGAUAUAAACGUACUAGGUACAAAUGCC